Molecule: messenger RNA, 1548 nt
Organism: Colletotrichum abscissum
Lineage: Eukaryota; Fungi; Ascomycota; Sordariomycetes; Glomerellales; Glomerellaceae
Product: FAD dependent oxidoreductase
Exons: 2
Coding region: 1-1548 (515 amino acids)
Biological process (GO): retrograde transport, endosome to Golgi
Cellular component (GO): late endosome; cytoplasm
Molecular function (GO): oxidoreductase activity
Source: RefSeq, a predicted model, not a curated record
AUGCCCGCCGUCAGGAAGAAGACGAAGAAGCAGCGGCGCGAGAAACGACAACUCGACAUUGCAAGACGGAUACUCGAGGAAGAGGCCCUGUCGACACUAACACCGCCCUUGCCAGCCAUGGAUCCCCAAGCAAAGCGCAACAUUGUCAUCGUCGGUGGCGGCAUCAUCGGUUCCACAACGGCCUACUUCCUCACAAGACACCCGAAAUACAACCCUGCCCUCCAUCGCAUCACAAUCCUCGAGGCCACUGCCAUCGCCUCAGGCGCCUCUGGCAAAGCGGGCGGCCUACUCGCCCUCUGGGCCUACCCGUCUUGCCUCGUUCCACUCUCCUACCGCCUGCACAAGGAGCUCGCCGCGGAGCACGGCGGCGAGAAGAGAUGGGGCUACCGGCGCGUCAAUUGCGGCAGCUUCGAGGCCCGCGUCACGAAGCAGACGCUCGAGAACAUUAAACAAGCUGCCGUGAAACCUGAGGCUGUCGUGCCUGGCGCCAACGAAGGCGACCAGGAAAAGGGGUGGGAAAGGCUGCCGAAGCAGGACGAGGCCGCCGAGGCCAUGUUGCGAGAUUCGGGCGGCGUCGUGCCGGGGGACCUCGACUGGAUCGAUCGGGCCGCCGUCGAGACGUACGCCGAGAUGGGCAGGCCCGGAGCGACGGAGACGGCGCAGGUGCAUCCCUACGACUUCACCACGUCCAUGGCGGCGCUGGCGCAGGAAAAGGGCGUCGAGGUGCGGACCAACGCGCAGCUGAAGAGGAUUAUCUCCGGUGAGAGCGUAGGCGGCGGCGGCGGCGGCGGCGUCAAGAGCGUCGAGUACCUUGAUCGCGAGUCCAACGAGACCCGGACGAUCGACGACGUGACGGACGUUCUAGUGUCCGCGGGGCCGUGGACCGGUCGCCUGCUGCCGCGGUCCAAAGUCACGGGCCUGCGGGCCCACAGUGUCGUCUACAACGCCGACGUGAGCCCCUACGCCGUCUUCACCAGCAUCAGGCUCCCGGCCGACUUUGUGCCGGAGCACCGGGUCAGCAAAGGACAAAAAAGAAAACACAAGCGCGUCGUCGACCCGGAGAUUUAUGCGCGGCCGUAUGGCGAGGUGUAUGCAUGUGGUUCGUUGCCCCCUUUCCCCCUUCCCGUCCCUUCCCCUUGGACAUAUUUCAACAACCAAACCCCAAGUCAUCAAAGACACAAAGCUUACGGCAAUACUCCCCACACUCUAGGCGAACCAGAUGAAGACGCACCCCUCCCAGACACAGCAGACAAGGUCCAAGUAGACGAAGCCAACUGCGACGACAUCAUCUCGUACAUCGCCACCGUCAGCCCCGCCCUGGCAGCCGCCUCCGUCAAGGCGAAGCAGGCGUGCUACCUGCCCCAACACGAGUCUGGCCCCCUCAUCGGCGCGACAUCGGUGCCGGGUCUAUGGCUCGCGGCCGGCCACACGUGCUGGGGCAUCCAGAACGGUCCCGCGACGGGAAAACUCAUGUCCGAGUAUAUACUCGACGGCAAGACGGCCAGCGCCGAUAUCUCGGAGUUGGAUCCGAGGCGGUAUAGAGUCUAG